Messenger RNA from Athene cunicularia (burrowing owl), 5694 nucleotides. RefSeq names its product protein scribble homolog. Gene Ontology annotation, molecular function: protein binding. The coding region runs from base 409 to 3666 and encodes 1085 amino acids. The record is from RefSeq and is a predicted model, not a curated record. The transcript is spliced from 26 exons. Lineage: Eukaryota; Metazoa; Chordata; Aves; Strigiformes; Strigidae. Gene Ontology annotation, biological process: neurotransmitter receptor transport, endosome to postsynaptic membrane; neurotransmitter receptor transport postsynaptic membrane to endosome. Gene Ontology annotation, cellular component: postsynaptic membrane; postsynaptic density; adherens junction.
GGACCCUCCUGGAGCCGGGGAGGAGUGACAGGGAUUCUCCUGGUAACGAGCCAGCCACAGUGUAGCCCAGGCAGUAGCUGGCUUUGGGGUCCCUCAGGAGCUGGAGCAUCAUCCAUGGUCUACAUGGGCUCCUGGAGCAUCCCCAGAGCUGUUAGGCCUUGGAGGUGCAGCAGGAAGGUGGGAGAGGGGCUGAUACACUGUCUAGGAAGAGGACUGUGGUCAGGGGGGAUGAGCAGGUGCCUCUGUCCCUUUGCCAGACAGGAGGAAGUGGGUGAGUUAGAGUGCUCUGGGGAAGAGGCUUCUGAGAAGGGGCAGUGUUGCAGCAGGACGGGUCCCUCAGGGCGCUCGGCGAGGUGCUGGGCCAUGUCUGACGCUGUUUGCGGGUCGUUCUAGAUCAAUGGGGUAGACAUGACAGAAGCCAGGCAUGAUCAGGCAGUAGCGCUGCUUACCGCAUCCUCCCCCACCAUCGUGCUGCUGGUAGAGAGAGCGGGAGCAGAGCAGCUCGGCGAGGGAGACGCGCCGGGCGCCCCACGCCUGCGCAUGCACUCCCCACCGCCGCCCCCCGGUCAUGGCCAGAGCCCGCCCGAGGAGACGCCGGCGCUGCAGAGGAACCACCUCUCAAAAGGCCUGGAGGAUCAGUACCCCAUUGAGGAGAUUCACCUCGUGAAAGCAGGUGGUCCCCUGGGACUCAGCAUCGUAGGAGGCAGCGACCAUUCGAGCCACCCAUUUGGGAUUCAUGAACCAGGGGUCUUCAUUUCAAAGGUCAUUCCCCGUGGACUGGCAUCUCGCAGUGGUCUCCGUGUGGGGGACAGAAUCCUGGAGGUCAAUAGCAUUGACCUGCGCCAUGCUACCCACCAGGAGGCGGUGAACGCGCUACUCUCCAACAGCCAGGAGCUGACCAUGCUGGUGAGGAGAGAUCCCCCGCCACCGGGGAUGCAGGAAAUAUGCAUUGAGAAGGCGCCAGGAGAAAAGCUGGGCAUCAGCAUCCGGGGCGGAGCGAAAGGUCACGCUGGCAAUCCCUUCGAUCCCACCGAUGAAGGCAUCUUCAUCUCCAAGGUGAGCUCCUCGGGGGCUGCAGCCCGGGACGGCCGCCUGAAGGUGGGCCUGCGGAUCCUGGAGGUGAACCACCAGAGCCUGCUGGGGAUGACGCACACGGAGGCCGUGCAGAUCCUCCGCGGCGUGGGCGACGCGCUGCUGGUGCUGGUGUGCGACGGCUUCGACCCCAAGGCCGCAGCUGCCAUCGAGAUGUCUCCAGGAAUUAUUGCAAACCCUUUUGCUACUGGUAUUGGGCGCAAGAACAGCCUGGAAAGUAUCUCUUCUAUUGAUCGGGAUCUGAGCCCUGAAGAGCUGGAGAUCCUGCAGAAGGAGAUGGAAAUGGUGAGAGAAGCAACUCAGUGGGAGAGAGAAGAAAUGGAGAAAGUGGAGUGGAUGCGUAGGGAGCGGGAGGCAGCCACGCAGCAGCUUGAGGAGGAGGCAGAGAACAUCACCAGUGAACCUUUGCGCCUGGACUAUCGGACCCUGGCUGCGCUGCCCAGCAGUGGCUUGCAGAGAGGCAAUCGCACUCUCGUUCAGUAUAAUAAGGCCAGCUCCGGGAUGGAGGGUGACUGCGCUGUGCUGUCCCUGCCAGUGGCACAGGACAGCCGGGAUCCGUGCCCAGAGCCAGCUGCAGGCCCGGCCGUCGGAAGCGUGGCUGCCCCUCCUCAGGACCCCACACCACCCGACACCUGCACGAGCGGGGCGGAAAAACAGCCCCAGAUAGACAAGCGGGAUCCCACAGGUUGCCCCUUGUCCCCGGAGCAGAUGCCAGAGGCGCCAGAGCAAGAGUGCAUGGUCGACUCUCAGCCGAUCCUCUUCAGUGAGAACCCCUUUGUGGUGGCCAACCGCAGGGGGAAGGCGGCAGGCCAGGCUUGCCUGGGGGGGCCGCCCCUCGGCUAUGGCAGGGGGGGAGUGCUGAAGACCAACCUUUACUCCAAGGCUCCUGCAGGCGAGUCUGGGACGGGAAAUGCCAGGCGUGAAAGCCCCUAUUCUCCAGGUGCUCAGCAGACGCCUGCAGCCCCUCGGCCUGCUCACCUCUCGGGCAGGGAGACCCGCUUUGCUUCCAUUAACUUCAUUACAUCGCAGGAUGACAGUAAAUCACAGACCAAGCCAGGCGUCAUCCAGCCCCUUUCCCGAGUGCGACAGAGCGCUGCCUCACAUAGCGCGGAGGACGGGGACAGCCCCAACCCCUUCCAGCAGCCUGAGCAGCGCUUCAGUAUCCCGAACUCUCAGAAGCCGCCGUCACCACCCUCUCCCGACGAGAUCCCCAUCAAUGUCAAGCAAGCCUACAAGACCUUUGCAGCAGUGCCCUUGUCACACCCUCUGCUGGAGGCACAGGAACUGCCCGGUCAGAGCAGCACAGAGAAUCCCAAAGCUGCGCCGGAGGUGGCCGCGCUCAGCCCGGGGGCACUGCACAGCCCGGAGCAGAGAUCCUUCCGCGAGAGGCAGAAGUACUUCGAGAUCGAGGUGAAGCAACAGCAGAUGGAUAAGCCUCCCAAGCGCGUCUCCUUGGUAGGAGAGGAUGACCUGAAGAAAAUGAAAGAGGAGGAAGCUCGAAAACUGCAGCAGAAACGUACCCUCCUACUGGAGGAGGAGGCAGAAGAGGAUGAGAUGAUAAAACAGGUGCCGGAGGUGAGCGUGCAGUCCAGUGUCAUCAUUGAAGGAGUUGAGUAUAAGAUCGAGAGACUAAAUGGGAGGAACGUCCAGGCUCCAGCAACUCGGCCCUCGGAGCUCGGCGAGAGCAGCAGCUCACAGAGGAACUCCCUGGAAGAGGGCAUCAAGGCUGAGCAGAGAGCCAACUCCACGUCUGGGUUGAGUCCAUCACAACCCGGGGCGGGGGACCCCGUGGCACCUGUGCGGACGGCCAAAGCCGAGCGGCGGCACCAGGAGCGAUUGCGGAUGCAGAGUCCUGAGCUGCUGAGUGGUCAAGAGAAGGAGCUUUCCCCAGCAGAACGUCGUGCUCUGGAGGCAGAGAAACGAGCCAUGUGGAGGGCAGCACGAUCCUCAGCUCUUGAAGACAGUAUUAAACAGUACGAGCAGGAUCUGGCCAGGAAGCUGUACCAGUCCCGACAGUGGGCACCUGCUCCCGGGGCCAGGCCAGCUCAGAUGUCUAGUCCAGUGCAGAGUCACGCCUCAAGACUCGCUGGGUCGGGAAGCCAAUCCAGAAUGAAAUCGCUUGAACAGGAUGCUCUUAAAGCCCAAAUGGUUAUUGCCAAGUCCAAGGAGGGGAAAAAACGCAGCACACUGGAGCAGCUGGCAGAGUCACCUUCACCCAUUCCCACCCCAUCGCCAACACCACUGGAAGAUUGCAGUCCCAGAAACGUCACUUCGCCAGGAAGGCUGUCCAUGUCUGAAAAGAAGUUUGACUACCGGGAAUUUGCUGCUAUUCCUUCCUCCAAACCUGUUUACGAAAUCCAGUCGCCUGAUGCAGCUGAUGACCUCAGAUACGUAGAUGACAGAAACAACUCAGUUCCCCAGGAGCAGGAUGGGCAGCCAGAGGAAGAGGAAAUGUUAGUAACACGGGAUUCAUCGACACCGACCUCGUCAGCACUUGAGGAAAUGGCCCUGUACAGCAGCAAGCGCAAGCUCCGACACAGCCGGCGCAGCCUGGAGGCUGCUGUCCCGACGUAGAGGGUCCGACGCGCCGGGCGAUGGAAUGGCCCCGCGCAGGGCUCCUGCCUCCUGCGCCCCAGGGACAGCACUGCACUGCCCACACUGCUGCCUCCUGGGCUCUGGAUCGGGACUGAGCGCCACGGGGAGCACUGUGGUCAACUGACUUCCUUUAAGGCUGUGAACCGCCCUCUUGUCUCACCCGGUCACGCGCUGGGGCAUGGCCUUAGCGACGGGGGACGACACCAGACUGAUGGAUGGCAAAUGGAGAGGAGGCGUGGGUAGGACAGUGGGCAGCUGCAGCUUGUUAGCCUGUAAAUAUUGUGUGUGGGGAAGGGUAGGACAGGGAGAACAUAGGAGUGGGAGAGUGUUUUGGGCUCCAGCUGUUACUUCCUCAGCUUGGGUUUUUUAGUGAUUUAUGUAGGAGCUUCUACUCCAGUGUGAAGUAGAAGAAAGGUCCAGCCUGCCUUUGCUCCUAUUUAAUUUCCAGUCUUUUGCCAAAAAGCAUCACCUUCCACCUCCUGCACCAUGUCACCUCACUUUCUUUUGGGAGUAUGCGGAAAUGGGUAGCUUGAAGGCAAAAAAAAAAAAAAAAAAAAAAAAAAAAAAAAAAAAGGAAUUUCAGUGAAGUGCCUCCCUCUGACACUGACACACGUGUGCUCAAGCCAAGGUGACUGGAUAAGCAGGAGCCUGUGCCAGCUCUGUGCCGUGUGCCUCUGCGAGCGCAGCCGUUGUCCUGUGCAGGAGCUGUUCUGGGGGAUGGGCCCCUGCCCGGGUGUACCCGGAGCCCCCUGGACUUGGCGAACGCCCUGCAGACACCCUGCCCGGGUGUGCGGGAGGCCCGAGGGAGGAGCUGAGCGGGUGCAGCGAGCGUGGCGGCGUGUGUGUGACAGCAGUAGGGAGCAGAGUAGCGGGGGAUUAGUGUACAGCGCAGAGGGGGGAGGUGUCACAGCAGGUAGGUAGCGGGUUAGGAUUCAGGAAAGGGGAAGGGUAGGAAGUGGCGAGCGGGGGUCGGGUUAGGAGUCCCGGGGUCUCACAGGCAGGAGGAUGCUCGGGGGUGAGGCCGCUGUGCUGCAGCCAGCUGUGACCCCGUGGGCGCCCGGUGCCGGCUCUGGGGGGCUCCUGCCAGGAGGGAGCACAGGAGGUGGGAUGGGCCUGGCCUUUGCCUUGCAAUAACUGCACAGUUCUGCUCUUCACCAGCUUGUUGGCUGUAUAGAACAGGGAGAACACGUGCUUGCCCAUGCAAGAGGAAAACGAAAAUUAAAAAGGAGCAAGCAGGGGGUGUGAUUCCUGGUUUCCAUGAGUGGAACGAGGGCCGUGACGAGAUUCUGAAUCAAGUGAGCUCUGCAGAUGUGGAGGAGACAGAUGCUGCUUAUGGCUCUGAAACCAGUCUCUGCUGCCCACUACUGAAGUAAAAUAUCCCCUCUUAUUUUUUUUCAAUGCCUCUAAUAGGGAGAAAGGCAUCUGAGCUCAGCAGUAUCUGAUCUGUCUACCCUGAUACAUUGGUGCUCUCUGCUGAACCCUCCAGCAUUAAGACCAGAGUUGGACCUUAAGCCUUUCAGUGACUCAAAGUGGCUCGGGAGCGACAGGCACUUCUGCUUGUAUAUUUGCUGAAUGAAAGAACUGGAUGCAGUUUCUUUUAGCUGAGAAUCUCCCUUCAUGCCAAAAUCCAGUGGAUCAUUUUAACUGACUUCGUAUGUUUUAAUUUUAUAGAGCGUUGAAGGGGGACUCUGAUAAUCUCAAAACUGCAGCUAUGGCUGCUUCCAUCAUCAGCAAUUUGAGCUUUUCCUUUUUAAAUCUAAUUUUAGCAUUUGCUUUUUAACAACAGCAAUUUUGGAAAAAAUCCUGGAUUGGUUUUGGUGACUAACUUGUGAUUCUUUUUUUUCUUUCCCUUUGCGGUACCUGGUGCCAGGCUCUGGGUUCUCUCCCAUUCUCUCCUGAGAGACUCUGAGGGAAAAUUAGCGCAUCAAGACUGUAACUAGUGAAAUUUGUACAACCAAAGAAAUCUAUUUUGUGGUUCAAGGAUAAUAAAGUUUACUUUACAUUUUA